Molecule: messenger RNA, 2225 nt
Organism: Amborella trichopoda
Lineage: Eukaryota; Viridiplantae; Streptophyta; Magnoliopsida; Amborellales; Amborellaceae
Product: putative sugar phosphate/phosphate translocator At2g25520
Source: RefSeq, a predicted model, not a curated record
UUUUCACCCUUCACUCUCCUGAGCAUAUCACCUACCCCACUCCUCAACCAAACAGGAAUCCUUGACGAAACCCUAACUCUUAGAACACGAUUGCCUUGCUUUCUCUCUCCAUUAUUAAUCUAUUUACUUUCUCUCUCUACAUGAUUAAUCUGUUUUCUCUCUCUAACAUGCGUUAUUCGUUACAGUUACGUGAUCCAUGAGGACCACCCCGGGCAGCGGCUUUGUUAUUUCCUACGUUCUCUGAGUAUUUACUCUCCUCACUUUCUCUCUCUAUAUAUUUGUUCUAACACUUUUUUUGCCCCUUCAACGCAUUGCUGCCCCACCUUUGAACGGACGAGGCUUCCUCCACCCAACCCUAACCCGGUUUCCCAUCUGCUUGUAUGCUUCAUAAUUGCAGAGAUCUGCUUCUUGACUCCCCCCUUUCUCUCUCUAGAAUUCAACAUCUCGAUCUUCCAAUGUUCUCUCUCUAAUUUUAAUUUUUCUCUCUCUAUUCUCCUCUGAACUCUCCCUCUCUCUCUUAGCCUCUCAAUCCCUGAAUUCUAUCUCUAAAGUUUUCGUCUUUCCUGUUUUCCGUCUCAUUUUCGAUCUGAAUCUGUGAAUUCUGUGUUUUUUCUCUCUCUCUAGACCUCCAUAUCUCUUUCUCUCUCUAGGCCUUUGUAUAUCUCUUUGUAGACCUCCAUAUCUCUGUCUCUCUCUCAAGUUCUAGGUUUGAGGGUUUAGAGAGAGGGAGAUGGGGAAGGGCGGGUCUCUGAACGAGAAUGUGCUGAGAAAGAUCCUUCUGAGCUAUACAUAUGUGGGGAUCUGGAUCCUCCUGAGCUUCACUGUAAUUGUAUACAACAAAUACAUUCUCGAUCGGAAGAUGUACGGAUGGCCGUUCCCUAUAAGCCUCACCAUGAUCCAUAUGACCUUUUGCUCUACUUUAGCUGUCCUUCUGGUUCGUGUUCUCAAGGUCGUUGAGCCCAUCGGCAUGAGCAAGGAGGUCUACCUGUCUUCUGUAGUCCCUAUUGGUGCUCUCUACUCGAUGAGCCUCUGGUUCUCCAACUCUGCGUACAUUUAUCUAUCAGUAUCUUUCAUCCAGAUGCUCAAAGCCCUAAUGCCCGUUGCUGUUUACUCGAUCGGGGUUGGCCUUAAAAAGGAGACCUUCAAAUCCAAUGUCAUGGCGAAUAUGCUUGCUAUCUCCGUUGGAGUUGCAGUCGCUGCCUAUGGUGAAGCUCGAUUUGAUUCAUGGGGGGUUUUGCUCCAAUUGGGUGCUGUGGCUUUUGAGGCUACCCGCCUGGUUUUGAUCCAGAUCUUACUUACUUCGAAGGGGAUCAAUUUGAAUCCCAUAACCUCUCUCUACUAUGUGGCUCCUUGUUGCUUGGUCUUUCUCACUAUUCCAUGGCUCUAUGUGGAAUUCCCUAUUAUUAGAGAGACUUCGACGUUCCGAUUCGAUUACUUCAUAUUUGGGACCAAUUCUCUCUGUGCUUUUGGUUUGAAUUUGGCUGUUUUCCUUUUGAUUGGGAAGACCUCUGCUCUCACCAUGAAUGUUGCAGGGGUGGUCAAGGAUUGGCUCCUCAUUGCCUUUUCGUGGUCAGUUAUCAGGGAUACAGUGACCCCAAUUAAUCUUUUGGGGUAUGGGCUCGCUUUCUUGGGUGUUUGUUACUACAAUCACACCAAGUUGCAGGCUUUGAAGUUGAAGGAAGCUCAGAAGAAGAGUGCUCAAGCUGAGGAGGAGGCUGGUUUGCUAAUGGAGCAGAGGCCUGAUCGAGAAGCUGAAGGUCGGAAGGAUGACUCGCCAGUUUGAGACCUCUUCAGGUUGUUGGGUCUCUUUUUUCUCUCUAAUCAUUCGUAGUUGUUGUCAGGACCAUAUAUUAUUCGAUUUAUAUUUGAGGGGUCCUGACUUUUGAUUUAUCUGCUGCUCUGUUCUUUAAGGAGGUUGAGAUGUGGACCUUAGGAGAUUUCCUGUUUUUUUGCCUUCUGCAGUUGUUUAAUUCUUAUGCACACUCUUAUUUAUGAAAUUAGAGAUAUGGGGUUUACAAGUUCAAGUUCUCAUCAUUUUGCUUUUGCUACUCCUGAUCUGGUGUUUGAGUCUUGUGGGAUUGUCGGUGACCCAAAUUCAGUAUUUAGUGGAGAGAUCUCGUCUAGGAUAUUUUGUUUUUUCUAGCUGGCUUGCCGAUGUUCCACGAACAAAGACUAAUAAGUUUAAUAUAUAUAUUUGGUUUGGGAAUUUCUUUUCCCAUGUAGUA